This is a messenger RNA of Geodia barretti, 303 nucleotides long. The record is from the annotation of a GenBank genome assembly. NCBI's taxonomy places the organism in Eukaryota, Metazoa, Porifera, Demospongiae, Tetractinellida, Geodiidae.
AUGUUUUAUGGUACUGGACGCAAGGAAUGCGACCCUAAAGAUAAAAACGUCGUGAAUUUCAGCUUUUGCGACGACACCCCUCACCUAUCUGAUGCAUUUGGUGAAGGAGAGAAAGAUACCCUAACAAUCAUUGACGGUGAUAAUAUCCCACCAAAUAAGUUUGCUGUAGGGGUCAGCAUGUCGGGCAAAACCAUCUAUGUGGCGAAUGCGAAGUCGAAGAUGAAGCACGUGAUUAUCCCCAAACCAAAUUACUGGAUCAGCGAUAGGAAUGAAGUGACUGAGGGUAUGUAUGUUCAUGAUUAA